Messenger RNA from Hibiscus syriacus, 1716 nucleotides. Its product is annotated as sugar transporter ERD6-like 6. Gene Ontology annotation, biological process: carbohydrate transport; transmembrane transport. Gene Ontology annotation, cellular component: membrane. Gene Ontology annotation, molecular function: sugar transmembrane transporter activity. Lineage: Eukaryota; Viridiplantae; Streptophyta; Magnoliopsida; Malvales; Malvaceae. The transcript is spliced from 18 exons. The coding region runs from base 73 to 1536 and encodes 487 amino acids. The record is from RefSeq and is a predicted model, not a curated record.
CUCUGCUAAUAUAACAAAGUUUAGAGCUUUUUCAUUGAAUUUCUGACAGUUUUCUUUUGAAGUGAAUUGGCGAUGAGUUUUCGGGACGACAACGAAGAAGGCCGGGAUCUCAAGAAGCCCUUUUUGCAUACUGGAAGUUGGUAUCGGAUGAGUUCCAGGCAGUCCAGUAUAAUGGGAUCUUCUGCCCAAGUCCUUCGCGAUGGAUCAAUCUCCGUUGUCCUCUGUGUCCUAAUCGUCGCCUUGGGCCCUAUCCAAUUUGGCUUCACCUGUGGAUACUCUUCUCCUACUCAAGCUCAAAUUAUCAGUGAUCUUAAUCUUUCGAUUUCAGAGUUUUCAAUUUUUGGUUCCUUGUCAAAUGUGGGAGCAAUGGUUGGGGCAAUUGCCAGUGGUCAGAUUGCUGAAUAUAUUGGCCGAAAAGGGUCGUUAAUGAUUGCUGCGAUUCCUAACAUUUUAGGAUGGCUGGCCAUAUCAUUUGCCAACGAUUCUUCGUUUUUAUUUAUGGGAAGGUUGCUAGAAGGGUUUGGUGUCGGUAUUAUCUCUUACACGGUGCCUGUAUAUAUAGCUGAGAUAGCACCCCAAAACAUGAGAGGAAGACUUGGAUCGGUGAACCAGCUAUCGGUUACUAUUGGAAUAAUGCUGGCAUAUCUGUUGGGACUGUUUGCAAAUUGGAGAGUACUUGCAGUUUUAGGAAUAUUACCAUGUACAAUAUUGAUACCUGGCCUAUUUUUCAUACCAGAGUCUCCUCGAUGGUUGGCAAAAAUGGGAAUGAUGGAAGAUUUUGAAUCCUCUCUGCAAGUUUUGCGCGGCUUUGAUACAGAUAUUUCUGUUGAAGUCAAUGAAAUUAAGAGAUCUCUGGCAUCAUCAAGCAAGAGAACAACAAUUCGUUUUGCGGAUCUCAAGCGCAAAAGAUAUUGGUAUCCUUUAACGAUAGGAAUUGGAUUACUGGUGCUUCAACAACUCAGUGGUAUCAAUGGUGUUUUAUUCUAUGCCAGUAACAUCUUUGAAAAUGCUGGGGUUUCAUCUAGUAAUGUUGCAACAUUUGGGCUUGGGGCCAUUCAGGUUGUUGCAACAGGUGUGACCACAUGGUUGGUGGACAGAACUGGCCGCAGGGUUCUUCUUAUGGUAUCCUCGUCUGGAAUGACCCUGAGUCUGCUCAUUGUUGCAGUUGCCUUUUUUGUUGAGAAAAUUGUUGCUGAAGAUUCUGACUUAUAUCACAUAAUGGGAGUACUUUCACUGGUCGGUCUUGUGGCCUUUGUUAUUGCCUUCUCACUGGGAAUCGGUGCAAUUCCAUGGGUUAUAAUGUCUGAGAUACUUCCUGUGAAUAUUAAGGGUCUAGCUGGGAGUGUAGCGACGUUGGCGAAUUGGACAACAUCGUGGGCAAUUACUAUGACAGCAAACUUGCUUCUGACCUGGAGUGGUGGAGGAACUUUCACAAUUUACGCGUGUGUGGCUGCUUUCACCAUUGUUUUUGUAGCACUUUGGGUCCCUGAAACCAAAGGAAGAAGCCUGGAAGAGAUUCAAUCUUCUUUCAGAUGAAAACGAUCUUCACUGUAUCAUUUGAUCUUUUUGGAUUUUAUUUUCAAAGUUCCUUCGAGUUGUGUGCUCUGUUCAUAUCCAGCGCUGCCUUUAGCAAACCUGUAUCAUGCAUUGCUAUUAUUAUUUAAAAUAAAUGGAGGGGGGGGGGGGACGAGGAAUUUGUUCCAAAUUAUUUCACAA